CUGCCGCGCGAAUCCCCCUUCGUCUUCGGCUUCGAUUUCUCUACCAACUGUGUCCUUGAGCUUCUUCUAGGCUGUGGUGAUUCUCGUGUGGCAUGACCUCAAUCGGGUCACCGUUUUUCUUCUUCUUUUUUUUUUUUUUUUUUUUUUUUUUUCUUAUUCUGCUCUGUGUUGCAAUCGUCUUGAUUACCUCUUCAUCUCAUCGCAGCUCACCCCGUUUCUCACUCCGCACAAGUUUGCUCAGCUGCAUUCCUUCCCUCAGCUGCAAAAUUCUGUGGUCUAUUGUGGCGGGGUGUUCGAUCCCACGAUCGUCGUGCCCUGUUUUGUACCAUGGAAUUCCUCACUUCAUCGGCCUUGCUUCGAGAAUCAGCUUUAGGUCAUCUUGAGAAUUGGGGGUGAUUUGUUGGAGGAUUCUCGCCCAUGAUCACAGACGGUAGCGCAUGUGAACCUUUCGCCAGCGUCUUUUAUUCAGCCAGAUAGGACAUGUCAGCCGGAUGGUGAUAGUGCAAGGACGUAGGAGAUGUUGGGUUAGGCAGGUUGAAUUUUAGUGCUAUGCCCGACAGCUAGUUCCUGCUUUACCGGAUACUUGUAUUCAUAGCGCACUGGGGUGCGGUUAACCGUAAGGUGGAGCACGAUGGGUUCCUCCGCGAUGGACGCCAUGCAAGUCCUCUUCUCAGCUUUUGACACUGGGAUGUCGAGCGUGUGGCGAGAGGAGGAUCGUUCAUGGCGUAACGAAGACAGGCAGUGGAGAAGCGAAGAUAUCGAGUACAGAAAAGAGGAAAGGGAAUGGCGGGAGCAAGAGAAAGACAUGAGGGAGUCGGAGCUCAGAUGGCGAGAGGAAGACAUGGAGCAGCGACAUGUGGAUAAUGCAAGAUAUCUCUGGGCUAGAUUUGUGGAGAAGAAUCGGAGGGAUGUAGAAGAGAAAUCGGAACAACUUAAAGCAGUUUCGAGCCUUGCUGCGCUCUUUGCAGGCUUUGCUGUAGUGACACUAACGCAAUUUGGGUUUGACGCGGACACUGUAGGAAUUGUAUGGAUUGCGCUAUAUGGAGUCUUGACUGCGUUAGUGGUUGGUCUCAUGACUAUCUCCAUGGUGACUUGCACCCUCAUCCUGGGCAGCAUAUUGAAGAACGGAAAGCUUUAUGUUAAUGAGGAAGCGGAAGAGGAAUUUAUGUUCAUGUGUAAAGCGUUUGUAAGGAACCACAGAGAUAAUCCUGAUCUGAAACCACCCUCCCCACGACGAACAUUUGAGGCAUUUUGGCGGAUCAGGUGUGAGACAGAUUGGCGACGUUCCUUCCAACUGUUUGCAUUAGGUGUUUUGUCCUUCUUGGUUAGUCUAAUACCGAUAGGAUGGAUCAAAUUCUCAUAUUCCCCUGUCACAGCUGGCUUGUUUAUGGGCAUUGUAGGAAUUUCAGUUAUUGUUUGGGGAUGUGUCCAGUAUUCAUGGGGCACACAUAUGACCAGUAACAUACAUAGCUUAGAGGAGCACAAAAUCAGAGAGGACCAUGCAGGUCUUCCGUUCGACUGGCAUCUUUCCCCCCUCCCAUCAAACAAACUCUGAUACCAUCACACUGAUCAAUUUAGACAAGUUUUAUAGCCACUUUUCAUUUUUUUUAUUUAUUAGGUCAAGGGCUCUGACAUUGGGGUCAAUCAACUUUGACUAAGAGCCCUAACGAAACGUCUGCCCUGUGAAAAUGUACAUCAAUCCAAUUCUGCACUACAAAAAAAUUAAUGUGCGUGUUCACUUA
Molecule: messenger RNA, 1742 nt
Organism: Physcomitrium patens
Lineage: Eukaryota; Viridiplantae; Streptophyta; Bryopsida; Funariales; Funariaceae
Source: RefSeq, a predicted model, not a curated record